This is a messenger RNA of Nicotiana tabacum (common tobacco), 1644 nucleotides long. The record is from RefSeq and is a predicted model, not a curated record. NCBI's taxonomy places the organism in Eukaryota, Viridiplantae, Streptophyta, Magnoliopsida, Solanales, Solanaceae.
AAAUGUCGAAAUGAGGAAGCCAAUUGCAUGAUUGCAUAAUAGCAGAUUACGUGGAAUUUGGUUCUCAAGUCUAAAUCAUAAGCAGUAUAUAGGCGACCAAAGGCUUAGUCAUCAAGACAUCAACAAUGGGAGCUAGUUUCCUCCUACUUUUUCUAUUGUUUUUCUUCUCUACUAUACACAAGAUUUCUACUACAACAGAUAACUACAAAUCACUCCAUUGUAGAUGGUGAAACUGUUGUUUCAUCUGGUGGAACCUUUGAAAUGGGAUUUUUCAGCCCCAGUGGUUCCUCAAAGCGAUACAUCGGGAUAUGGUACAAGCAAAUUCUUCCUCAUAUGCAGACAGUUGUAUGGGUUGCCAAUAGAGAAAAACCACUCACCAAUACAUCUUCAGUUGUUUUGAAGGUCACCAAGCCGGGAAUACUUGCUCUUCUCAAUGACAGGAAUGAAACUAUAUGGUCCACUAACACCUCACAAUCAGUCCAAAAUCCAGUAGCACAGCUUUUAGGUUCCGGUAAUCUUGUUGUAAGAGAUGCAAAUGAUGGAAUCCCGGAUCAUUUCCUUUGGCAGAGCUUCAGUUUUCCAACUGAUACGCACUUACCUGAUAUGAAGCUUGGAAAGAAUUUUCUAUCUGGGCAUGAAGCUUACCUUUCAGCAUGGCAGAACGAUAACGAUCCAACUCCAGGGGAAUUCACUCUUCACGUUGAUCCUACUGGAUAUCCACAGGUCCUCCUCAAACGUGGCACGAAUGUAUCAGCUCGCUCAGGCCCGUGGAAUGGUUUAUAUUGGAGUUGGGCACCUAUAUACAUACAAAAACCAAGCAACUCUAGUACAAUUAAAGUUGUUUUUAAUAAGGAGGUGAUUUACUAUAGUUUUUUCCUCACUAACAACUGGUUAACAAGAAUAGUCCUAACUAGCAAUGGUGAUAUACAAAGCUUAACAUGGGUGGAUCGGACCAAGAGUUGGCAUAUUUACCUCAAGUUACCUUCGGAUACUUGUGAUACAUAUAGCUUAUGUGGUGCCUAUGGGAGCUGUGACAUAGAUAAUUCCCCUGUUUGUGGAUGUUUGGAAAAGUUCGUAGCUAAAUAUCCACAACAAUGGGAAAAUGGAGAUUGGUCAGAAGGGUGUGUUCGGAGGACACCUCUUGAUUGCAACAAGGAACAUGUAUUUCUAAGAUAUUCAGGAAUCAAGUUGCCGGAUACUAAGUACUCUCAGUAUGAUAAGACCAUGACACUCGAAGGUUGUAGGCAAGUAUGCUUGAAGAACUGCUCUUGCACAGCUUAUUCGAGUUUAGAUAUAAGCAACGGAGACAAAGGUUGCUUGUUUUGGUUUGGGGAGUUGACUGACAUCAGAAAGCUGUCUGGAAGAGGGCAAGACAUUUAUAUCAGGAUGGAUUCUUCAGAGCAAGUUUCUGUCGCAGGUUCAAAUAGAAAGAAAGCAGAGAUACUCGCAGUGAGUUUCUCUUUGUUGAUGGCAAUGAUUCUACUAUGCCUGAUUUUGCUGUACAAAUGGAAAAAGAAGAAGAAACUGAAUCUCAAAGAAGAUUUUGAGCUGCCACUGUUCCAAUUGUCGAAAAUAACAAGAGCCACAAAUAACUUUUCAAUCAACGACAAGAUUGGAGAGGGUGGAUUUGGACCAGUUUACAAG